This is a messenger RNA of Helicoverpa armigera (cotton bollworm), 1411 nucleotides long. RefSeq lists its product as uncharacterized. Lineage: Eukaryota; Metazoa; Arthropoda; Insecta; Lepidoptera; Noctuidae. The record is from RefSeq and is a predicted model, not a curated record. The transcript is spliced from 2 exons. The coding region runs from base 241 to 1002 and encodes 253 amino acids.
AAAAAACCUGUACAUAAGUGUUAAUUAAUAAGAAAUAUCGUGAUGCAACAACCAAGCAAAACUAUUAAUCCAAAGUAACCAGUUAACUCCAUGUAAGCAUAAUCUUAACGCUGAGCUAAAUUACUAGCCGCUUGACCUUUCAUUCUUGCAUAUCAAUCCGUCUCGUUCACACACUGGUUAACAAUGACAGUACCUUCUCACAACUCAGUCAGACCAGUACUAUAAACAAAGUUAGCAAAAAUGCUUAAAGAAUUUAUCCUCGUGGUGACUUUACUAGCUUUAGUUCAAAGCAGUAGUGUAUACGUUGGCCAUGUGUAUGACCAAACAGGUCUCGUUCGCAAGGUCUAUGACAAAAUGAUUGAGUCUACUGCCAUACCUCUGAUCAAGAGAGAAGAAGAGGUAUACUUCGAGUACCCAGCAGGUGACCAGAAGAUUAAAGGCAUAGCUAUCAAGGAUCUACACGACGGGAAGGCCGAGGCUUCCAUAACUAGAGGAGGACUGGGCUUUGGUUUUGUGAAUAUAAAACUAAAAAGUGAACGUGGAUCCGGACUCAAGUAUUUGAUAGAAAUAUUUGCACACCAUCCAGAUCUAUAUAAAAGAACUCCAACUAAUUAUCACUUCAGUGCUAAACGAACGAACAAAAUGAGAACGUCAAGUAUCGCCAUACUCCUUUGCCUCAUCGGGGCAGCUUGCUCCCAAAGCCACGACCUGGUCAUCGGCCAGGCACAAUACGGUGACGUCAUCGUCUACAAAGCCGACGAAGUCAGAUAUGGCUUCCCUUUCAUUGUCAGACAGAGCAUCCUUGAGUACCCUGAACAGGGGCAGAAGAACUACGCGUAUAUCAAAGCUAUUUACAUCAAGGAUAAUGACCGUGAUGGGACUGGUGGCUACCCAAGCAUUUCUGCCGGAGGUGUGGGCCAAAGGUUCGUGAAAAUCAAGUUGAAGAGCCAGAGAGGGAGUGGUCUAAACUUCACGGUCACCAUCUAUGGAAGAUACGUUUAAAUUUUUGAAUCUGGAACGAAGUGUGACGUCGUUGUUUUAUUUUUUAAAAAGGUUUAAUUCAUAGAGGUUCACUUCUUAUAUUCUUUUUUUAAAGAUUAAGUGUUCGUCUUGAAACUUGUAAAAAUUUAGUGAUUUAUUUUAAAAAAACGUGAUUUUAACUGUAAAUGUAUAUUUUGGUGUUAUAUUUACAUAUUAGAAUAUUUUAAAGCUGUAAAAAAAUUAUAAAUUCUAGCGCACAAAAGUGUUUUUACUAGUCGAUUUUUACGCGGGAAAUGAGGCAAGGAAUGUAAUAUUUUUAUUUUAUUAAAUUAAUAACUGAUCAGUAUUAACUAUAAUUGUUAACUAUUACUAUAAUCCUGUAAAUUAUUAUUAUUAAAGUGCACAUUAAUAAUAAAAUGUAUUUUUCUUU